AUUGCCUCGAUUUCCGCGCCAGGCCAGAUGUAUUUAAAAAUUAAUAUUGAACGACUUUAAAGUUUUCUAUUAAAUCUCCACUAUUACAGCAUAAUGAAUAAUAUAAAAACCGUUAUUGCUCCCGUAAAUAUCGCAGUGAUUAAAUAUUGGGGAAAACGCGACGAAGAAUUGAUAUUACCGUUAAAUGAUUCCGUUAGCGCUACUUUGGACACAAGUGUUAUGUGUGCCAAAACAACUGUGUUUACCGGCCCACAACUUACUAGCGACGAGAUAUGGCUCAACGGCAAGAAGGAAUCUUUUACGAAUAAGCGGCUAGUAAAUUGCCUCGAAGGAAUAAAAGCUAUAGCCGCUAAGGAGAAAAGUGUGGACGAAGAAUUCCUGAAAUGGAAAGUCCGUGUGUGCUCUGUUAACAAUUUCCCUACGGCGGCCGGUCUCGCAUCCUCUGCAGCUGGAUAUGCGUGCUUAGUAACUGCAUUAGCGAAACUUUAUAAUGUGAAAUCUGAUGUCAGCUGCGUCGCAAGGUUGGGUUCUGGCAGUGCUUGUAGAAGUGUUUAUGGCGGUUUUGUUCAGUGGCAUGCAGGAACGGACCCCACUGGCAAAGAUUCCAUCGCAACUCAAAUUGCAGAAGCCUCUCACUGGCCUGAAAUGCGAGCUCUUAUACUUGUGGUUGGUGACAGUGCAAAGAAGACUAGUUCAACAAAGGGAAUGAAGAUAACGGCUGAAACAUCUGAACUACUCAAACACAGGAUUGACUAUUGUGUGCCACAGAGAACCACCAGUAUUAUUCAGGCGAUAAAGGAAAAGAACUUUCCCAAGUUUGCUGAAAUAACUAUGAAAGACAGCAACCAGUUUCAUGCAGUCUGUCUGGACUCUUACCCACCUUUUGUAUACAUGACAGAUGUGUCCCACAAGAUAGUUGAAAUGAUUCACAAAUAUAAUGAAGACUGUGGUGAAGUGAAAGUUGCUUAUACUUUUGAUGCAGGCCCAAAUGCUUGUCUGUACCUCCUAGAGGAAGAGGUGCCAAAAAUAAUUUCUCUUAUAAAAUAUGUUUUUCCUUCUUCAUCACCAGAUAAUUUUGUAACUGGUCUCAAUUCUAAACAGCAUGAGCUAAGUCAAGAUUUUCUGAAUAAGUUUGGAUUGGAACCAGGAUCUGUGGAUUUGUUGAAAUAUAUUAUUCAUACUAAAGUUGGAGAGGGGCCAGCAGAAGUUACUGAUGGCUUACAUUUGUUAGAUCAAAAUGGUCUUCCUCUCUAAAUGCAAGUGUGGCUAAUGUGUGGGGUAGAAAUAAGUGGAUGAAUGGGUAUUUUAUAUGUAAUAAAUUAUAUUAAUUUCUAACUUAAGACUACACUAAAUUA
Messenger RNA from Cydia amplana, 1355 nucleotides. It is a transcript of the gene Mvd, whose product is annotated as diphosphomevalonate decarboxylase. Bases 94 to 1254 code for a protein of 386 amino acids. The transcript has a single exon. Gene Ontology annotation, biological process: isopentenyl diphosphate biosynthetic process, mevalonate pathway; isoprenoid biosynthetic process. The record is from RefSeq and is a predicted model, not a curated record. Gene Ontology annotation, molecular function: ATP binding; diphosphomevalonate decarboxylase activity. Lineage: Eukaryota; Metazoa; Arthropoda; Insecta; Lepidoptera; Tortricidae. Gene Ontology annotation, cellular component: cytosol.